CUGUCAUUGGGGGAAAACGGACAGUUCUGACGUGUGUCAGGCACGCACGAGACGUGGCACGCGAACGGUUAAACCCGAGGAACCCGUGGGCAUCCUCGCAUCCGUCCGUCGUGUUUCUGAGCUCCACGACGCCAGGAAGUCACGGACACCGAACCGCCGAACGCGUCUGGACCUGAAAGAGAUGGCGUCGAACGAGGGCUCCGCGGGGAAGUGGGAGGUGGUGAAGAAAGGAAAGAAAAGUAGCAACUCCGGAGGAGAGAAGAGAGCUGGCAGCGGGGGGAGGAAAGCCCUGGGGGAGUCGAACCAGGAGGCGGACCGGCGAAAGUCAGCGCCUAUCAAGAUGGCAGAGACCUUGUACGGUAGCUUCGAAAAGACCGGAAAGAAGCACAACAAGGAGCAGGUUCCCCCAGCGGCCGAGCCCCAGAGCAAGAAACCCUCGUCAAAUAAACCCCCCAAGAAACCGGCAAGCAAUACGACCCCCCCUGCAGCCUGUAAAACUCUGGAGGAAGCCUUCAAAGCUCUGGAUAUCGCAGAUCUGAAGCAGCAGCUGGCUCGCAGUCAGACUCUGUUCCCCGAUAACCCGUCAGUUUGGGUCAAAGACCUGGCAGGAUACCUCAACCACCACCUGGCCGCCCCCGACAGCGAGCCCACGCUCAGCAGCUUCCCUUAUGAUUACCCAUACUGCCUUACGGGGAAGGAGCUGCGGGCGAUUAUCAAAAACCUUAUUGGGCGUUGCAGCAACAACCUGCCGGAUUUCUUCGACCACUGUGUGUACUCGAUGCUCAGGGAGCUGGACAGACAGUCAGGAGAGCCUCUGCAUGGUUUCAGAGUUUGCAUUCAGGCCAUCCUGCAGGACAAACCCAGAGUCGCCACCCAGAAUCUGCCUGAGUAUCUGGAGCUGCUGCGGAGCGUCCACAAUCGACCCGUCAAAUGUUUGACCAUCAUGUGGGCUCUGGGUCAGGCCGGCUUCUACGACCUCAGUCAGGGCCUCCUGGUCUGGCUGGGGAUCAUGCUUCCUGUUCUGGGAGUGAAGUCUUUGUCUUCAUACGCCAUCGCCUACUUGGACCGACUCCUGCUACUUCACGCUAACCUGUCCAAGGGAUUCGGCAUCAUGGGUCCUAAGGAGUUUUUCCCCCUGCUGGAUUUCGCUUUCAUGCCAAAGAACUCUCUGUCACCGAGUUUGCAGGAGCAGCUGAGGCGCUUGUAUCCCAGACUGAAGGUCCUGGCGUUUGGAGCCAAGCCCGAGAACACCCUACACACAUACCUGCCCUCCUUCCUGUCCAGAGCCACGCCCAGCUGUCCGGACGACAUGAAGAGAGAGCUGCUCAGCAGCAUGACGGAGUGUCUGUCUGUGGACGUGCAGAGUCUGGGGGUGUGGAGACAGCUCUACACCAAACACCUACCGCAGUCCAGUCUGCUGCUGAACCACUUAAUGAAGUCCUGGAACGUCCUGCCACCAAAGCUGCAGAAAAACCUGGAAGAAACGAUCCGAUCCUUCCGGGUCACCAACGAGGAGAUGAAGGACACGGUGGAGACUGAGGAGCUGCAGGAGUGCAACAAGAUGUGUCAGAGUCUGCAGGUGAAGAUGCGUGGAAACAGUUUCCCGUGGCUGAAGCUGCUGCUGGUUCUGUCCGUGUUCGCCGCCGGCUUCGUCGCCCACGACAUCCGCUCCAACGGCUCCGUCGCAGGGUCCAGCACGGCCAAGUAUCUGCAGAGCUCCGGAGUCACCGCCGUGUCCCAGCAGGCCUGGAGCAAAGUGACCGUCUACUCCAAGCAGGGCUUCAGCUGGCUGGAGAAGAACACUCCUCACUAUUACUCAGAGUGCGUUCGGGUUCUGGGUCCGAUCAUCCGUCAGGCGGCAGAACAGAGUCGAGCGGCCGGCGUGCUCGUCUCUGAGAAAGCCUCCCAGCUGCUCCUGUGGCUCAGAGAGACGGCGCCGCUCGCCAUCGACUGGGUGAACACCAACACCCCCGACGGCGUGUUCCAGCUGCUGGCGUACAUCAGGGAGCUGCUGCUCUACAUCCAGCAGAACGUCGUGCUGCCGGCGGCGGCGUUCGUGUUGGAGCUGCUGCAGCGAGCGUGGAGCGGCCUGCAGGACUCCUGCAAUGGGGAGGUGUCCGUGUCGUGCCUGCAGGACCACGCCGUGUCCUUCACCAAUUCAACAUGGCAGCUGCUGCAGCACACCACCUCCGCCAUCAAGACGUGGGCUCAGGAGCUGCUGACCCGCGCCGGAUGACCGCCGCCGCCAUGUGACUCUCACAAGCACACACCAACAGGACCGUCUGAACUCUGAUAAAGUCUCUUCUCUUCAUUUCGGCUCCGUUUGAUCCUCUAAAGACUUUUUCCUUUUUUAUCUUUAGAGUUUUUUUAACGUCAGGAUCAACAUCAUUUCUAGGAUCUGCUGGUUUGUAGAUUUCUUAACUGUUUUUAUUUAAAGACGUUCUAAAGAAACUCUCGAGGUCAGGGGAGACCGCCUCGCCUACCAGAGUUCGUGCGGCCUGCUGGUGAAGCGGCCGCCGCAGGCGAGCAUCAGACCUCCUGUCUGUCACGUGUAGUUCCUCUCUGAGCCACUAAGGGGCGCUGUGGUCCCGUCUCACUGAGCCGAGGCUCACUAAUGGAAAAGAAGAAACUAUUUGGGAGCAAAAACUGUCUUACUUUGUAAAGUAAAUGAUUUAUAAUAAACUCUGCAAUCCUGUU
This is a messenger RNA of Oryzias melastigma (Indian medaka), 2697 nucleotides long. It is a transcript of the gene tmem214, whose product is annotated as transmembrane protein 214. Gene Ontology annotation, cellular component: endoplasmic reticulum; Golgi apparatus. The coding region runs from base 182 to 2236 and encodes 684 amino acids. The transcript is spliced from 17 exons. NCBI's taxonomy places the organism in Eukaryota, Metazoa, Chordata, Actinopteri, Beloniformes, Adrianichthyidae. The record is from RefSeq and is a predicted model, not a curated record.